Messenger RNA from Sclerotinia trifoliorum, 1978 nucleotides. Lineage: Eukaryota; Fungi; Ascomycota; Leotiomycetes; Helotiales; Sclerotiniaceae. The record is from the annotation of a GenBank genome assembly.
ACGAAUUAUAUAGUUUCGUCAUCGUCACUGCUGGAACAAUCUGGUGUUUCGACUUUUGUCAUCAUUCAUCGCGGUUGUCUACUGGGUAUAUAUCUAUCCCAUAUAAAGCCGGUGAGCCAACGCAACAUCUUGAGCUGGCCUUUAAUCUUCAUCCGAAAUUUUGUCUCCAUUUUUACGAUUCUGGAAAUAUUCGGAUAAGCCAACCAGAAUAUAUCAUAUUACCACAAAACCACAAUCGAGGUCAUCGGCCUUGCCAUUCAGGCAAACUUAAGUGUGAUAACGUAAAGAAGUACCACCAAGUACCACCAAGAUGGGCCAGGAAGCAUCUCAUUCGCAAAUCAAUCCUGAUGAUCCUCCUCAUACGCUUUCCGCCCGUUCUAUCGAAGGGAUCGCCGAGUUUAUCAAAAGUGGUCAAGCAAAGAAAAUCGUUGUUUUGACCGGAGCAGGCAUAUCCACAAGUGCAGGUAUACCAGACUUUCGUUCACCAGAGACCGGCAUAUACGCACAUCUGGCCGAACUUGAUCUUCCUUAUGCAGAAGCUGUUUUCGAUAUCGACUUCUUCCGCGAGAAUCCAGCUCCUUUUUAUGUUCUGGCAAAAGAACUCUAUCCCGGCAAAUUCUACCCUACAAUAUCACAUGCUUUCAUCGCGUUGAUUGAAAAGAAAGGAUUGCUUAGAAUGCUCUUUACACAAAACAUCGAUUGUUUGGAACUUCGAGCGGGAGUUCCUUGGGAAAAGGUCAUUGAAGCCCAUGGAAGUUUUGCUACCCAAACGUGCAUUGACUGCAAGACCGGAUAUCCCGAUGAUAUGAUGAAGGAAGCCAUAGAGGAAGGAAACCCUGCGACUUGUUUGGUUCCACAAUGUGGUGGUCUAGUUAAACCAGAUAUUGUCUUCUUUGGUGAACAGCUUCCAGAAGCCUUUCACCGCCAUAGAAUGAUUCCCGCGACAGCUGAUCUAGUCAUUGUGAUGGGUACCAGCUUAAGUGUCCAGCCCUUUGCUAUGCUGCCAAGCCUACCCCCUGAUAAGGUUCCAAGACUAUUGUUCAACAAGAUUUCUGUAGGCGAUUUUGGGAGUAGGUUGGAUGAUGUAGUUGUUCUUGGUGAUUGUGACACUGGUGUCAGGAAACUAGCCGAUGCCUUGGGAUGGCGAGAGGAAUUGGAAGAACUAUGGAUGUCAAUUGGAGGAAAUACAAGGCAAAAAGAAGCCGAGAAGGCCGCAGAAGCUAGGCUCAACAUGUCAAGAGACGAACGCCAUGAAGUAGACAUCGAAAAGCUGACGACUGAAAUUGAUGAAGCAUUAAAGUUUUCCGGCAACCAUACCCACAGGGUAAUUGCCGACCUUCAGAAAAACCCGACCAUAAAUCCAGCAGCCUCACCUCCGCCUGCUGAAGCUAUGCCUACGCGGGCAUCCACAGAAUUCACUGCUGAUAAGGUAAGAACGCCUCGAGCUAUACUUCUACUUUGGGGUUCAUGGGGUUUGGAUCAACAGUACUAACUAAAUACCUGUUAGAACUCACUUCUUGUAGAUAUCGCGAAUGGAAUAGCAUUGAAGGAAGCGACAACCAUUGUUCGAUCGACGCCGAUUAUUGACGAAAAAGGCGCCACAAUUGAGCUAGCGCUUGCGGACUUACAUUCCUCGGCCGGCGAUGAAAACUCGAGUGUUGUGCUUGAUGCGACAAUGCCUCAGAAUAUGCCAAACUCUUUCAACCUCACAACAAACUCUUGAUCAUGAUAAAAAAAAACAUGCUAUCCACUCAAGACCAAGUUUGGAGGAACGACAGAUUCGAAAACUUUGCCUUUCGUUUGACUACUUCACACUACGUAAAUUGACAAGAUGUAGUUAAAUAGAGCUGAAGUUUUGCGGGAGCACAUACCUAGGAAUGAAACAAGAGAGAACCCUGUCAACAUGUACGGUACAAGCCAGUAUGAAUUAAUCCCAUAAACUAUUUCAAGUCGAGGAUCAUAAAUGUUAUCCAAAUCC